Molecule: messenger RNA, 1834 nt
Organism: Alosa alosa (allis shad)
Lineage: Eukaryota; Metazoa; Chordata; Actinopteri; Clupeiformes; Clupeidae
Product: rab5 GDP/GTP exchange factor-like
Biological process (GO): vesicle-mediated transport
Cellular component (GO): endocytic vesicle; cytosol
Molecular function (GO): zinc ion binding; DNA binding; small GTPase binding
Source: RefSeq, a predicted model, not a curated record
AUGGCCUGUGCAUAGGACACUUGCGCCCCCCUGUGAUAUGUAUUAAAACAACAGUCCACGUCACUCUGCUCCUCGCAUCGUCCUGACGCGUUCGUUGGAUGACCAGGGUCGCGAGCCAGAGCGAGGCUAUCCUGCAAGGCGUCAACAUUCCACACCAGCUGUAGCGGGAAAGAUGAGCCAGCGAGUAGAACGCCGUGGGAUCCAUGUGGACCAGUCGGAGCUGCUGUGUAAGAAGGGAUGCGGUUACUAUGGCAACGCGGCGUGGCAGGGGCUGUGCUCCAAGUGCUGGCGUGAGGAAUACCAGCGGGCACGACAGAAGCAGAUCCAGGAAGACUGGGCACUGGCUGAGAAGCUACAGAGAGAGGAGGAGGAGGCGGCCUAUGCCAGCAAUCAGGGCAGCCAGUCUCACCCCGCACCCCCCACUCAAGCCCCGCCCACUCUGGGCCCCUUCUCCAAGUUUGAGGAGAAGAAGAGCAACGAGAAAACGCGCAAGGUCACCACCGUCAAGAAGUUCUUCAGCCCCUCCUCACGCACCGCCCCCAAGAGAGAGACUCAUGAGGGGAAAGCGCCGAGCCCUUCCAUCUCGCGGCAGUCCAGCAUCGAGACGGACCGGGUGUCGCGGGACUUUGUGGACUUCCUGAAGAACCUGCAGAAGCCGGGCCGAGAGAUCCACAAGCAGAGCCGUGCCUUCAUCGAGGGCAUGGCCAAUAAGAAGGAUCUCAGUGCUGAUGAGCUGUCGGAGUGUGUGCAGGACUUCUACCAGAACAUGUCGGACCGCCUCAUGACUCAUUUCAAAGGCUCCUCUGAGCGUGUAGAGUGUGUUAUGGAUCAGGUGGAGAAGUACAUCAUGACUCGGCUGUACAAGAACGUCUUCUGCCCUGAAACCACCGACGACGAGAAGAAAGACCUGGCCACUCAGAACCGCAUCAGGGCUCUGCACUGGGUGACCAUUCAGAUGCUGUGUGUACCACUGGACGAGGAAAUACCGGAGGUGUCGGACAGCGUCGUCAAGGCCAUCACAGAUGUGAUCGAGAUGGACUCGAGGCGCGUGCCGCGGGACAAGCUGGCGUGCAUCACCAGCUGCAGUAAGCACAUCUUCAACGCCAUCCGCGUCACCAGGAACGAGCCCGCGUCCGCCGACGACUUCCUGCCCACGCUCAUCUACAUCGUGCUGAAGGCCAACCCGCCGCGCCUGCAGUCCAACAUCCAGUACAUCACCCGCUUCUGCAACCCCAGCAGACUCAUGACCGGAGAGGACGGAUACUACUUCACCAACCUGUGCUGUGCCGUGGCCUUCAUAGAGAAGCUGGAUGCCCAGUCUCUGAACCUGAGCUCUGAGGACUUUGAGCGCUACAUGUCUGGCCAGGCGUCUCCCUGCGGGCCGGAUGCGGGCCGCGGCUGGGCUGGCAGUGGGCCGGCGGGUGCCAGUCCUGGGGUGGUGCAGGCCCAGCGGCAGAUAGAGACGCUCUCGGGCCUUAGCCAGCGGCAGGAGCAGGUGCUGGAGGGUGUGCGUGAGCUGCAGGCGGAGCUUGUGCAGUGGGAGGCGAGCGUGGCGCGGCAGGUGCAGGGCAUCCUGGAGAGGUACCCGCUGGAGCUCCGCCCCCUGCCACCUGCGCCCGCCAUCGACUCCGACAACACGGACGACGACCGCCUGCCCCCGCCACUCACGCCGCAGGUCUUUGCUGGCUAACGCUGCCCUGUGUGUGUGUGUACUUAUGGUAUCCUGCACCUGUGUGCAGCGUGUGUGUGUGUGUGUGUGUGUGUGUGUGUGUGUGUGUUAGCCUGGUACGUGUGGGAGUGUGCAGUGUGUGUAUGAGAGAUCUGUUAUUAUUUA